GGAAGCGCGAGAAACCGCAUCAAAAACAGAAACUGGGCUAUAUCAAGUCAGAGCGAGAUUAGCGUUGCCUUAAUGUGUCUGCAUGUAAACGUUACGCGUCCUAACGUCCCAAACUGAAAGUGAAGGAAGUGACUCCCACAACCCCAUAUCCUGUGACACGAUGCAGUUUCGCUUUUAUAUGUGUGCUCUCAUCAUCUAUAGUGGGUUAACCCUUUCCAUGCCAACCAGAAGUGGAACGGUGCCAGAGUCCGGCAACAAUACCCCGCCAUUGCUUCUAGUGUCAUUUGAUGGUUUUCGGGCAGACUAUCUGAAAAAGUACUCAUUACCCAAUCUUGAAAAGUUCUUCUCCGAUGGCAUCCUUGUACACGAGCUAACCAAUGUCUUUACGACGAAAACCUUUCCCAAUCAUUACAGUCUCGUCACGGGACUGUACGCGGAGAGCCAUGGGAUACUUGCCAGUAUGAUGUACGACCCCGUGACGGAAAAGCAUUUCUCUAUUGAAAAUGGCAGCGAUCCAUUCUGGUGGGACAAAGCCACACCGAUUUGGGUCUCUGUAGAGGAGUCCGGUUACAAAGCAGCAUCCGCUAUGUGGCCAGGAACAAAUGUGAAUAUUCAAAACCACACAUUAAAAUACAAAUUUAAAUAUGACUCAAGGGUGACCUUCCAAGAGAGGCUGGGAAACUUGACGAAGUGGAUGACUGAGGACAAAUCGGUUAAGUUUGCCUCUUUAUACUGGGAAGAACCUGACCGGACGGGCCACCAUUAUGGCCCUGAUAACACAACAGAGAUGGCUCGGGUUCUGAAGGAAGUGGACAGUCUUGUAGGUUUACUGAUGGGGCAGCUCAACAAAACGGGAUUAUGGGGGAAAAUAAACAUUAUCAUUACUAGUGAUCAUGGUAUGACUCAAUGUUCACAAGAGAGACUCAUUAAACUGGACGAUUGCAUCAGUCCCAGCAGCUAUACCAUAGUGGACCUCACUCCUGUGGGCGCCAUAAUUCCACUGGCAGAUUGUUUGACUGUGUACAAAAACUUGUCCAGCUGCCACGGUCACAUGAAGGUUUACCUGAAGGACACUGUUCCUGAUAGGCUGCAUUAUAAAAACAACGAACGGAUUCAGCCAAUCAUCUUGGUAGCGGAUGAAGGCUGGACAAUCGUCAGAAAUGGUGGACUCCCACGAUUGGGUGAUCAUGGCUAUGACAAUACCCUUCCAAACAUGCACCCUUUCCUGGCCGCCCAGGGGCCUGCCUUCCGCAAAGGCUAUAAGAUGUCGAGCAUCAACAGUGUGGAUCUCUAUCCUCUCAUGUGCCACCUCAUCGGCAUUCCCCCAAUGCCAAACAACGGCAGCUUCGCUCACGUGCGCUGUGCAUUAAUUAACGAGCAGUGUGGCGAGCUAGCGCUAGCGGUGGGUAUCGUGCUCGGUGUCUUAAUAAUCCUGACCACUUUUACGUGUCUAUUUAAGCUCAUGAAGAACAGAAAUAUUUCGUCUCCACGUCCAUUCGCCCGUUUGGAGUUGGAUGACGAUGCGGAUGAUGAACCUUUACUUGAAUGAACUGCGACGUGCAUGUUUUAAAAUGCUUUUUUAAUGGUUUUAAAAUGAAGGGAAUUGUAAUUGAUUCAAGCACAUGCACAACGUUAAAGGGAUAGCUCACCCAAAAACGUAAUCUUUUACUCACCCUUACAGUAUUUUGUUGACUCUUUCUUCUGUGGAACAUGAAAGAUGUUUUGACUAGGGAUGCACCGAUAUUAACGUUUCCGAUACCGAUAUUUCGCCACCUAACUCACCUUAUUUGGUUUAAAGGAAUUAUGCUUUUUAAUGUACAAAAUGGUGCAACAGCUAUUUUAUUGUUCGACCAAUCAAUUUCAUUGUACAUGUUUUGGAUCUGGCAUGCCAACAUUUUGAGAGAGCUACAAUUAAAAACAUAAAAAUACAAAUAAAUUUAAAUAUUUUAAAAAGUAUGAUAACAUGUUGGUUGAUGUGGGGGAAAUUCUGUACUUCUGUUUUUGAAAUUCAUAUUGUGCACAUUUGUAAUACUUAAUGUUUUAUUCAGAUUUUAUUUGUCUUGAUAGGUAUUGCUUUAUAUUGCACACUUUAUUCAAGUUAAUACUAGGAAUUCACCAAUGUAUUAAUUAAAACCAUUCAACAUAUCGGCUAUAAGCAUGAAAAUGCAGAUAUGAAAAACCGAUUGUUUAUUUUUAAUUAAUUAGUAAAACACUUUGUAAAAACUCUGAGUUUAAAUGCACAAUCCAGAAAUAAUAAUAGCCACAAUAUCUAGAAGAGUUGACACUCCUAUUAGCAUGUAACAUUUAAUUUUUAUUAUUUUUCGUUCUCACGUUAAUACUAAAAUAAAUGGACAUAACAGUUGUGAAAGCAGCACUUAUCUACAGGCUACAAGAUUAGGGAAACCAUUAAAAAGGCUUUGAAACUAGCAGACUUUGACUUCUGAGACAAUGGUAUGAUAUCCAUUAAUGCUGCAUGAUUGAUUGAAUUAAGAUUGAAAUCACAACAUGGCCUUACGCGAUUACUAAAUCCUAAAAGUUUCUGCAUUCAGCACUUCAGUCAGCGCUCUGUGAGCAAGCGGCGCCCUCUAAUGGUCUGGACCAUUAUCCAUUGUCCAUUAUACUACUAUAAUACAGAUUUUAAAAGGGGGUUUUGUUCCUUUGGUGUAAACCUUUUAUUUUUCUAUGAUGUGGUUGACAUUUCAUGGAAUUGCCCAACAUAUGUAUAAUAUAAGGGCAAAAAUAUUAUAGAAAUACUAAAUAACCUUUUUUCCUUACAAACAUCAUGUUAUCAUAAUUUGUGUGUGUGUGUGUAUGUAUGUAUGUAUGUAUGUAUGUAUGUAUAUAUAUAUAUAUAUAUAUAUAUAUAUAUAUAUAUUUGUUUUUUAUAUGUAUCAUUGUUGCUCUCUUCAAAAGUGGUGCAUGUCAUGUGUUCAAAAGAUCCAAUUGAAGUUCAGAGGGAAUUAUUUAUUGUUAGCAAAGUGAAAAAGCUUUUGUACCUCUUUGUUCAUUUUUGAAGCAUAAUUCCAAGUAAAACAGUGAUCUAAUGAUAAAAUAAGGUAAGUGGAAAAAAUAUUGGUAUCGGCCUGUUUUUUAUUUAUUUUAUUUUUUUUCUCAAAUUGUUAUUAGCCAAAAAUGUUCAUAAAGGUGCAUCCCUAGUUCAUACUUUAUACAAUUUACAAAAUUUAUACAACGCAAUAAAUUGACGUAAUUCAUUAUGAAUAAACUAUCAGUUUUUCAUGCUUAUAACAGAUAUGCUAAUGGUUUUAAUUUGGUCAGUAAUAAAUUUCAGUGGCCGAUACAUCAGUGUGCAUCCCUAGUUUUGAAGAUGCUAUCGAGGUCCAAAAAAACAUCAUAAAAAUGCAAUUAAAUUAGUCCACUAUUUUUUAAGUCAUAUGAAGCCAUACAAUAAUUUUGUGACAAAAAGACCUAAAUUUAAGUCCUCUUUCAUUUUUGUCUGUUUCUCAUAUAAAGCUAGUUAUAUAGUUGGCAUGCACAGUAAAUUCUCUCUCAUUAUAUGGAAAAGAGCAGCGUUAACACUCUUUAAAAAGUCGUCUUUUGUUUUCCACAGAAAAAAAAUUAAGUCCUACAUCUUUCAAAUUGCUCAACUGAGGUUGAAGACUGAAUUUACAUUUUUGGAUGAAUUAUUCCUUCAGAUGCUCAAAAUGAGGCAUAGAUGACAAUCAAUAGAACUUAUACACCGUUAUAGAGUCAGUACAAUACUUACAGUAAUGCACAGUAAUGAUUCGUCAUCGUUAUUACAAUGUGACACAUCUAGCUGCUUUCAUUUUCAAACACGCUAAAUGUCGAUAAAAUGUCCCUCUGAUGUCCAUGUCCUAUAUUAGCAACAGCUAUGCAUCUAGAAAAACAUUCAAACUUUUAGUUUUAAAGUUCGUUGUCCUUCGGUCUUAAACACAAAAUUAGUUGAAUACAAAACAUCACUAAUAAUUAAAUAGAUAUAUAUUGUUUAGUAAGGAUUGCGCUAUGAAAUACAGUAAUUUUCUAAAUAAUGUGACAUGCUAUUCCACAAGCAUGCUGAUGUCUCUUUUUCACCCAUAUAGCGAUCGUUUGAAAUGGCAUUAUUUUGCUUAUUGGCAAAAGAAAUGUCUUUCAAUAUGUUGCUUCGCAUUCAUAACGAUGCAAAAUGUUACUGAAGUAUGCCGUGCUUUAUAUGCUUCAUACAAUCCAAAGAGGAAGAAUGCAGGAAAUAAUUAUAACUGGCUUUUCUGUUUUGUUCUAGUUGUUUUUUUAUUUGUUAUUGCACAGAAUAGCUACUUGAAAAUAAAACUGUCGCUAUUAUUUAUUAAAUCGCAUCCUACAUCUGUUUUCACAGCCAUGUAAUGCACAAGUUCAGUUUUGAUUAUUUAUUUAGUUAUUUCCAAUAGAAGCACAUUUAAAUACAAUGCAACUAUAUAUGCAUUUUGUUAGUAUGUUUGACCUUUGCUUUGUGUGUACAGAAAUAAUCAAUCUCACGUGUAUUUUUUGUCUGUAAUAGGAUUUUUUUUAUGAUUGCAUAAAGAAUAAGGAACCUUUGUUGAACCUUUCUCAGACUGUCGUAUGGAUACAUGAACUGUAAAGUUUGUUAUAUUUGCUUGUUGCACUGUAAUCUAUACAGUAGGGUUCAAAGUCUUUUCACAGGAAAAUGAAACCAUGCUGCUGCUUUUAGGAUGAGUUUUAUGCUCCGUAACCGAUGUAUAUUUAAAGGAAUUUUAUUUUUCUAUUUAGUCAGUGGUGGGUGUGCUUAUAUAAGUGGAAAAUAACAAAAGGCUUUUGUUUGUUCACUUUUUAAUUUCAUUAUUUCCAUUGUUGGCUUGUAAAUAUAUUUCUUGCAUUGCACUUGUUUUAUUGUAUGUAGUUUACGGUCAAAACAAUAUUUGAGCCUGUUUUGAGAUUUACACAUUUCAAUUUCAUGACAAAGUUCCAUUAAAUUGAACAAAGAUGUAUUUCGUUUUCUUAAUUUGUUUACAUUUUGGUGACUGUAAAGGGAUUAAUGGAAAGGAGGUGGCGAGAACCGACUUGACAAUAUAAAUAAUAUUUUAAUGAAGAACGUAAAUGAAAAGACAAACACACAAAGGUGUCGGACAGCUGCCCAUAAAUCUCUCUCUCUGUCCCACUGCAGUCUCCAGUUGGUCUUUAUCCCUCUCUGAGGCUUGAUUAGCCUGAUUAGGGGCCGGGUGUGCAGCAUCACGACCCGGCCCCACCCUCCGCCCUGCCACAUUCCUCCCUCGUUCUCUCAGGCCACCCCAUCUAUCCCUGGCGGGCUUGCCGUCCGACCCGUCUGCCGGCAGGUCAUUUUCGCUUUCCUGAAUCCGGGAGGGGACAGGGAAACAACAAUAAUUCCUCCUAUAAUAAUUACUAAAGCGAGUAAACAAUAAUUACUCCCUGUAACAGUUCAGUACCCCCUAAAAACCAAAGUAAAAUUUAAAAGAGACGGAAAGGCCAACGCGUAGCGGCAGCGGGAGAGAUAGAGAAGAAGAAAAAAACACUUACUCGCCGGUUAUCUGAUACUCCGUAACUUGGUCCUCGGCCACUCCUCCACCCUCUAGCGGACGACAGCCGCACCUCCCCGGGCAUUUUUGGUGGAUGGUAGGGGUCUCCCCCACCCCUGGCAGCAGUUGGUUGGGAACCCUCCUCCCUUCGCGGUCGGCAGUCUUUCCUCCGCUUCAAGGCGGCUGGGCUCCUCCAUCCUCCGGCUGAUGGCCGCGGCUGGUCCUUUCGGGUGUUAAUGGUAGCGGCGAGAACUCCACCAAGGCGCAUCCCUCCUCCUUCCCGAAUUUCGGCACCAGUGUAACUGGAUUAAUGGAAAGGAGGAGGCGAGAACCGGCUUGACGAUAUAAAUAAUAUUUUAAUGAAGAAAUUAAAUGAAAAGACAAACACACAAAGGUGUCGGACAGCUGUCCGUAAAUCUCUCUCUCUGUCCCACUGCAGCCUCCAGUCGGCCUUGAUCCCUCUCUGAUGCUUGACUAGCCCGAUUGGGGGCGGGGUAUGCAGCAUCACGACACCGGCCCCGCCCUCCGCCCUGUCACAGUGACAUGUUAUGAAAUUGAAAUGCAUCUUAAAUCUUAAAAAUGUUUGUGUAGUUACUGAAAUCAUCCUCGCUUGUGCAGUAUUUAUCUAUGACAGGUUUGUGGUCUUUUGUUCACGGCUUUCUAAAUCUUCAUUCAACUAUGCAAAAUUAAGCAAGAAAUGUAGAACCUAUUAUUUCUCAGAAAUACGUUGGCUACUGAUAUUUGGCAGCUCAAUAUCAAAUAAAAUAUCUAUAUCAGAUAAUUAAAGAAUGGUUUCUGUAUUGUGACUUUGGUCUUGUGAAUAAUAAAUAAA
Messenger RNA from Xyrauchen texanus (razorback sucker), 6318 nucleotides. RefSeq names its product bis(5'-adenosyl)-triphosphatase enpp4-like. The coding region runs from base 161 to 1549 and encodes 462 amino acids. The record is from RefSeq and is a predicted model, not a curated record. Lineage: Eukaryota; Metazoa; Chordata; Actinopteri; Cypriniformes; Catostomidae. The transcript has 4 exons.